Messenger RNA from Cetraspora pellucida, 227 nucleotides. The record is from the annotation of a GenBank genome assembly. Lineage: Eukaryota; Fungi; Glomeromycota; Glomeromycetes; Diversisporales; Gigasporaceae.
AUGAGAGAAAAAAAUCUCGCACUGAACGAGCUUUAUUACAAGAAAAAGAGAAAGACAAAAGGCGAAUUAACUUGAACCCCUUCCCAACAAAAAAACUAAGGAACUAUUAUUCACCGGAUGAAUUCAAAUCUGUCACUUAUCUUGAAAAAGCAGUGGAAUUGGAACCCAAUAACCUGGAGUUGGAACCUAAGAAUCUUGACGAUGCAGCGGAAUUAGGUUUAAUCUAG